GCCUUGGACGCGUCGGGUUGAACUUCGUUCGUCAGUGAUUCCUUGGGUCUGCGUGUUGAUCAGUCUGAAGGUGACUCGUUCGUCGAGUAGUGUCUCGGCGCUGGCCUGUACGACGGCAUACCUACACUAAUUCCCAGCGGGGAAGCAUUCAUUGAAGUUCCAUGGUGCAUCGGGCCCUUACCAUUCCGGAGCUCAUUCACUUGAUAGUCAAUAACGUGCCACUGGGCGACGACGGCUGGCCGAGUUCUGACUGGCGGAGUCCUGACCUACCGACACUCCAGGCGUUGGCGCUCACAUGCCGCGCUUUCCAUGAACCUGCCCUGGACGUUCUAUGGUCUCUUCAGGAGGGCUUGAGCCAUCUUGUCGAAUGUUUGCCGACAGACUUGUGGACGAUAUUAGAUGAUCGUCAUGGGACUCUAACGCUCAACGAGCCAACGAGGCCCACGACACAUCAGGACUGGGAACGCCUGGAGUUCUAUGCUCGGCGUGUGCGGUCAUUACGGUAUGGCCCACGGAAGUCUCCACUCAAUCCAUACCUGAGGAUGUCUCGUGUUCUCUCGGGGAAGCUCUUUCGCUGGCUUUUAUCGUCGAGCCCUUCCCACCACUUGCUUCCCAGACUGCGAUUCCUCGAGUGGUAUGGCUCGGACAUCCCGUUCGAUUAUGUCGACUCCGCACAUAUGCUCUUCGGUCCACAGCUCUAUAUGCUGGACAUUGGGUCGUGUCUUCAGAUGUUGGUGCACCUUCAUCGACGUUCACCCGACAUUCAGGACCUCCAUAUUCAUCCGGACGGAAACGGAGGCCCAGACUCGGACCAUCAACCUAUUCCUCGCGAUAUCCUUACUUCGUUGACACCCCUUAGGUCUCUCACUCUGGAGUCGUUCUCACCUUUCGACAUCGACGUCCUCGCUGGAUUAUCGACACUACCGCACCUCACGGAGGUGAAAAUUGUGAUUGCGACGAUCACGCGGCAAGACAAACGCAGUCUCUUGGAGACGGACUAUCCCGCUGCCCAGAGCCUCGAGUUCCGUGCUCUGAAGAGUAUCACUCUGGUGCUCUCGUUCAUGACAGAGCUCAGUACGAUCCUAUCGGUCUGUCGCUUCCCCCGACUGCGGCGACUAAACCUGACAUCGUUUUGGGGCUCCGAACCACACGCAUUCGAUGAAAUGCUUCAAGUGAUCCAUGACUGCUGUUCUCAUGGUGUGCUGGAGACGAUCCAGAUACACACCGUGCCUGGUCAACUCACACAUCUCGAGGAGGGAAUACAAGUUAUCACCGCGACGUCUUUGAGUCGCCUAUGCGCUUUCCGUCGUAUGCGCAAGAUCUGGCUUCUCACGGAGAUGUACAUCGCCCUCGACGAUUAUCUCCUCGAGGAGAUGGCCAUGGCAUGGCCCUGUUUGGAGUCCCUGCGGUUCCAGAGCAUGGCCGAGGAUUCCUGGUUAAUCCAGAACGCGGCGACACUGGAGGGUUUAGUGCCACUCGCCAGGUACUGCCCCUCGCUGAAGUCGCUCACGAUCGACGUGGAUCCAUCCGACACCUUCAUCUCGCCUCACGCGGAACCGGGUGGGGGUCAUUGCAAUCGAGUCCUCCGAUCCAUCGACUUCAAGCAGCCAUUUGCAACGGAUAUAUAUAACGUCGCUGAAAUUGGGGCGUUCUUAUAUGCAAUUUUUCCGAACCUUCAGGCGAUCAACGAGUACGACAGCACAAUGACAAGCGAUUGUUGGAGGCUGGUGGAGAACACGGUCCAUGUAUUGCGGAAAGUUUCACAGUGGCCAAGGAAUGCUGGUGAGUCGUAGAAGACUGGAGAUGUACAUAUACCCGUGGUCGUAGU
Messenger RNA from Fomitopsis serialis, 1828 nucleotides. RefSeq lists its product as uncharacterized. NCBI's taxonomy places the organism in Eukaryota, Fungi, Basidiomycota, Agaricomycetes, Polyporales, Fomitopsidaceae. The coding region runs from base 162 to 1793 and encodes 543 amino acids. The transcript is spliced from 3 exons. The record is from RefSeq and is a predicted model, not a curated record.